Messenger RNA from Chelonus insularis, 3973 nucleotides. RefSeq lists its product as uncharacterized. The transcript is spliced from 3 exons. The record is from RefSeq and is a predicted model, not a curated record. The coding region runs from base 154 to 3483 and encodes 1109 amino acids. NCBI's taxonomy places the organism in Eukaryota, Metazoa, Arthropoda, Insecta, Hymenoptera, Braconidae.
GUUAGUUGACACAAUUUUUCUACUCCAAACAAAAAUAAUAAUAAACUUAACCAAACAAAUCACUUUUAUGUCGGUCUAUUAUUUGGAGUCAAUUAAAUCGAUACCGUUAAUUAGAUAUAGUGUUUUCUCAAAAAUUUCUAUGAAUUAUAUGUAAUGGAAGAGGCUGAAAUUAGUGCCAAAGAAAAAGAAAACAUAUGUGAGCGUUCUUAUUGCGAUGCAUUAAAAAGAAUUACUCACCGAGAAAAUAUUGACUUCUUUCAUCUAUCAAAAUACAUAAUUAAGAGACGUGAAAAAGCUUGGAGUGAACUAUUCGAUAAGUAUGACAAAGAGAUAGAUGAUUAUGAAAUCAAGAUGUACGACUCGGGUUCUGAUGUUAACGACGAUGAGAAAGACAUGGACAACAAGUCAGAACAAGAAGCUGAUGAUGUGGAUGAAAAAUUAUAUUUUAUAAAAAAUCGGACUCCUAUCCGCAAACUUCCUGCUUUGGUUCAGUAUUGGGUGGAUACUGGAAAUCCUCCAUUUCAGCUUAAUUUAGAACAUGACGACUGUGAAUCAUCUUUGAGUGAGGAUCAAAAAUCUAGCCCGUUAAUUAUACAUGCACAAUCUGAAACUGAAGAUAAACGUGAUCACAGCACAUCUUUUCUCAGUUCUGUAGAUACUGCUGCGUAUAUUUUAUCGAAUACCAAUGUAACAAAAAAAGCCGACACAUUAGCUAUUGUUGAAGGGGCUAAGAAGUCUGAUUCGCCAAUAGAAACAAACAAUAUCUUAUUAAAUGCUUCGAAAAACUGUACAUCUACAAAUGAAGCAUCUAAUACUCAAGAUGAAAAUAAUCAUAAUCUGGUAAGUGGAAGAACUUCUAUUCACCACAUGAAUGGAACAGAUUUAACGGCUAUAAAAUCGCACGUGUUAACUGCCCUUAAUCCAGAUAAUGUAAAAAAGAAAAAACUUAUAAGUAGCGAAAGUUGUGAUAAAUCUUUGGACAAAUUGAUCAUGGAAACGAGUGUAAAAAUAACUGAUAUUCUUCCAACUCUUGAACAAUUUGAUAAAACAAUGAAUGGAAAUACAAGUGAUAAUGAUGAUAAGUCGUCGAAUAUUGUUUCGUGGAAAGAUAGUCACAAAUCAUCUAAGAUCCAACCGUGUGCCCGCAAGAAGUUAUAUACGAAUAGAGAGAGUCCAAUAGACUUGAUUCUGAGUGAUCCAAAAAAUAAUUUUAAACCAAGGUUUAGUGCAAAUGUUUUACAUCCAGCAUUGCAAGGUACACCAACUAUUAAUGCAUCAAGAUUGUACUUUAGACGAAGAACACUAAGGUAUUCUAAAAAAAGGAAAAGUAUUCCAAGCAAUAAAUCCAAGAGACUUUCGAAUAAAAGUUCCCUUAAUUCUCCAAACGUAAGAAAAAGUAGUCGUAAGCGUUCAAGUGCUAAAGUAACUAAUUUAAAUCAUGAUGUAACUGAUAGUAGCAAAAAAAACUCAGCUGACAAUGAUGAUCAAAUGAAAAAUGAUGAAAGAAAAGAAGACCUUAUAGAACUUUGUAAAAAGAAAACAUUAGUUGUAAAAUUAGAAAGAAUUCCAGAUGAUAAGUUAAUAAAUGGAAAAGUACUAGAUAUUAAAAAGCCACUAAAUUUGAGUAACACUUUAUCUGCUGAAGCUACUAAGUCAAAUAUAAAAAAAUCGAAAGACUAUGCUGAUUUUCUGGAACUGGAUUCCCAAGAGAGUGAUCAAAGUACAAUAAUAAUUUGUGAAUGUAAUGAUAAGAGUAAUUUAUCAUCGCAAGAGGACAAUCAAACUUGUUCUGAAAAUGAAUCAAUGCACUCAAAAGACGAACAUAAUAAAAAAGCUACAAAACAAUCAACUAAGUUACUUAAUGAAGAGUUACAAAAUAUUGAUAGACAAGUUCCUCCAGACGAAAACAAGAUUAUAGUUGAUGACGACGACUCUUCCGAUAUUUUCAUAGGAAAAUUUAAUAAAAUAACAGAUCCAUCAAUACUAUCUGAAAUAUUAGCUUUAUCUAAUAAGAAAGAAACAAUGUCACCGAAUUCUGAUAAAAGUAAGCAGAUUGAAGUUAACAUUCAGUCACCCUCGCCUCAAAAAUCAAAUAUUUCAGAAAAUUCUGAAGACCAUUCUUGGAGGCUGCGAUUGACUUUUUCGUCAGAUGAAGAGGAUGAUUUCAUAAAGAUGAUUCGACAAAAAACAGUGAUUAGUAAAAUUACACAAACACAAAUUGAAGACAAAUCAGCUGAAGAUGCUAAUAAAAGUGGACCAAUUGUAAAUAACUCUAACAAUGAAUCAAAUCUGCAAUGUAAGUUUGGAAUGAUUGCAUCUUCUGAUGAUGAUGAGAAAAAAAUUAUAAAGGUCGAGAACAUUUUUACUCAAAAAAGGAAAAGUCUUCGUAUUCAUUCUCGUAGUAAAAAAGUUGAAACUGUAUCUUCUGAUGAUGAAGCUGUGGAAAUCGGAACAACUAGACAUAAAAGAAAAAGUACAAACUCUCAUAGUAAAAAAUGUAAUAAACAUUCUGGUAAAGCAAUCGUCAAAAGUAUUUCUCCAAAAAAUAGCACAAAAGAAGUAGCUUCCCAUAUUAAUGUAGAGUUAAAUUAUCCUGAAUCGGAUGCAUCAAGUGAAAACAUAACACCACCUAAAAAACUGAAAACUACUCCAGAUGAUAUUCCGAAUGGUAAUAAAAAGGAAUCGAUGAAUGAUACCAACUCAAUUAAUGUGCCAAUGAUUUCCUUAAAAGAAGAAGAUUUUUCGUUGAACAAGAAAAACUUGAAUGACCUUAUAAAGCAAAAUUUGACCGUGAAACCUGAUCGAACUCUUCGAUCGAAAAGACAAAGACGUUCCAACCCGAAGAAUAAAAAAGACAGUAAUGUAUCUAGAAAUGGAGAUCAUGAAAACAAAUGCUCUCCAAAGAAACAGAUUUUGAUGAAGGAAUUUAGUAUUUCAGUAGUUAAAUGUUCAAAUCCAUCAGAAGAUGUUGUAGAUUCAGGCUUGAGUUCAAUUGUAUCAUCGAAUGAUAAAAGAAGCAAAAAAUUAACAUGCAGUGAUCAUUCCAGAAAUGCUAGCCCGGUUGAAAAGCGAAAUGAAAACAGUCCUAGAUCAUUAAAAAGAAAAACCAACAGAUCUAGAAGUAUUCAACGAAGUGCAUUGAAAGCUGUGAAGAAAUUAAAUAAAAAACCCAAAAGUAUCUCGGUAUCAAAUGAAAGUGAGUCUGAAAGUGAUUUAAAACCUAUAACACGUAGACAAUCUGCUAUUAAUAAAUCAAAUUCAAGUAAUCCUACAAAUACACAAGGAAAACAAAAUUUUGAUAAUAUAUUCCCGGACCCUAUUAAUGAUUCUGAUGUUUUGGAUAUGCCAGUAUUUUCUAGUAGGUCCAGAAGAAGUCGAGAUAAAAAUGCUGAAAAGAAUCACACAGAUAAAACUUUAUCAAAUAGUAGACUAAGAAAUGGUAAAAUCAAAUUUCACACCGGAAUGUCGAGUGAUUCGGAUUAAUAUGAACUAUUUUUGUAAAAAAAUUAUUAUUAUUUUAAUUAAUUUGUUAUUUAUAUAUUAAAGACGUAAAAAUAAUUGUAAAUAAUUUAAAUGAAUUUUAAAAAUAUAAUAUUAAAUUAUAAUCUACCUUCUGACAAAAUUUUUAAGAGAAAAAAUAAUUGUUUCUACGUACAAGGCCAUUCUAAAAACAUAUCCAAUUUUCGCGCACAAUUAUGAUAUUAAAGUAAUUUAUUGCUUAUUUUUUUUGAUUUUAUAUGGUCGUUGACGACUUUUUUAUAUUUAAAAUUAUUAGCGUUUUAUAUGUAAAGCUAUAUUUUUGUAAUGAUUUAACAAAUUGUUUCAUGAUAAUAAUUAAUAUUGAGUAUAUUUUUAUAGUCUUAACAGCAGUUGUUAUUAUGCAAUUAGAGAUAUUAUUUAACAAAAAUACGUUGGAGAUCUGAAAUUUAAUGUAAUGGUGCCAGUGAUUAAUACGUCCCGCUCUCUUAUACCC